Messenger RNA from Phyllopteryx taeniolatus (common seadragon), 1895 nucleotides. Its product is annotated as plexin domain-containing protein 1-like. The coding region runs from base 317 to 1717 and encodes 466 amino acids. The transcript has 13 exons. The record is from RefSeq and is a predicted model, not a curated record. Lineage: Eukaryota; Metazoa; Chordata; Actinopteri; Syngnathiformes; Syngnathidae.
GGCUCACUUCUCUGUGAAUAAGGGGAAAUAAAGCAUAAAUAUUUCCUCUUCUUGCAAACAGCCAGAGUGAGAGAGAGCUGCGUGCAGAGAGUGAGAAAGAGAAAGGAUAGUCUCCUCACUGGAGCUGUUUUGUCAACUCUCCCGCUGUCAUGGUGCCGCCGUCCCAGAUGUUCCUUUGAGGGAGCGGAGAGCGGAGCUGCAACGCUGAAAACCUUGGCCGAGGUGAGGGAACGUGAGCGUGUGGGACAACCGCAGGCGGCGAAGAGGAGUGUAAGACUGGACGAGCGAGCGGGGAACGACGACGAGGCGGCUGGACAUGGAGCUCAGCGGGUUUCUCCUCGUCUCUCUCCUCCAGGCUCAGCUGGGGAUCCUGUGGAGUCGUGAAGACGCAGAGAGCGGGGCGCCUCCGGAGACGUCAGCCUUGCAGAGGACAAGCCUCGAGCGGCCAAGAGGCGCCCGCAGCGCACCGCCACAGGGAGGCCGACUGGACAUCACCUUCCUGCCUGACAACAUGACCCAUAGAGUGGAGGACUCGCAGCGCUACUACAGCUGGCAGAGUUUCGGCCCGGACGACCGGCGCACCCAAGACUUGUGGGUGGACCUGAAUUCUCUGCACAAGAGCCAAGUCCGAAUCCAUGGCAUCCUGUCCAACGCGCACCGGCAGGCGGCGAGGGUGGCGCUUUCCUUUGACUUCCCAUUUUAUGGACACGACUUGAGACAAAUUAUCAUUGCAACUGGUGGUUUCAUCUUCAUGGGGGACAUUACCCACCGCAUGCUGACUGCCACCCAGUACAUUGCCCCCCUCAUGGCCAACUUUGACCCCAGUUUUUCCAUGAACUCCACUGUGAGGUACUCGGAUAAUGGUCAUCUAUUUGUGGUCCAGUGGGACAAAGUGCGGCUAAAGGACAGAGAGGCUGAAGGAGCUUUUACGUUCCAGGCGGCGCUGCACAGAAACGGAACUGUGGUGUUUAACUACAGAGAGAUCCCAGUGCCAGUGGAGAGGAUUAACUCCACAGAGCAUCCUGUAAAAGUGGGACUGUCCGACGCAUUCAUGGCGUACCUCCCGUCUGAGCAGAUGACAGAUACAAAUCAGCGGACCAUCUACGAGUAUCACCGCGUUGAAAUCAACACCACCACGAUCGUCAGCGGAUCGGCGUUUGAGUUCACACCGCUGCCUACUUGUCUUCAACACACAUCCUGUGAUCUCUGCCUGGGGUCCAACCUGACAAGUGGAUGCGGGUGGUGCAACACGCUUCAACGAUGCUCAGAUGGGCUCGAUCGCCUUCGACAAGAGUGGCUGGAUUAUAACUGUCCCAAAGAGGCUGAAGGCACGUGCGAAGACUACUACCCGGCGUCGCACGAGGAAUCGACACUCACCUUCUACUCGUCAGCUGCUCCGACGUCAUCUUCAGCCGAGUUCCACGACAACGUGGUCACCAGGGAGCCUCCGGAGCACACGAGGAUGACAGAGAAUGCGGCCAUAAUUGCCGGUGUGGUGGGGGCCCUCGUCCUGGUGGUGGCGCUGACCUUGCUGGCCGUGUACUACAUCAACACACACCCCACAUUGGCUCCGCCCUUCUACCUCAUGCAGCGACGCAGCAACAACUACUGGCCCGCCAUGAAAUUCCGCAACCAGGACUACCCGUCGGGGUACGGUGAGGUGGAGCCCGUGGGUCACGAGAAGGAGGGUUUCAUCGAGGCUGAACAGUGCUGCUAAAGGCAGCCACCUGGAGAAUAAUAACAGAUUAAUAGGAAGUACACUCGCCAACUAUUGGCGGCUUUUCCUGGCUUUCUCCACGUCUCUUUGACAUUGCACACACACCAUACGUCGCAAGGUCUGAAGUGAAAAGGAGGGAAAAAAAAAAAUAUUCAAAAAUAAAUGUCAAUGGACACUG